AUCAGCUUCGCACAAAGAAAAACCCUGCAGACAAUGCCUCCACCACCAGGAUUCAAAGUAUUGAUUGUGGGCGCAGGCGUUGGCGGUCUGAUGUUGGCUGGCUUGUUGGAGCGAGCGCAAGUCGACUAUGAAGUAUUUGAGCGAGCGCCCGCAAUCAAACCCCUUGGUUCUGCAUUAAGCCUUGGCGCGAACGUGUUCUAUAUCUUCAAGCAGCUCGGUCUUUUGGAGCAAUUACAUGCAAAGGCCAAGCCCUUUGGCCAAACGCGCGCCCAUGGCGAGAAUCAUGAUACCGUCCGUGUUCGCGACUACUCGGCCGCCAACGAGUUUGCUGGCUACCUUCCUCACAUCAUCCCUCGCCCUCAGCUGUACGAACUUCUCCUAAGCACUAUCCCUCCGCACAAGGUGCAUCUUCAAAAGCGAGUCCUGUCGCUAAAACACAAAGAAGAUGGAGUGUCGAUCACCUGUGCAGACAAGUCCACGUACGAGGGCAGUAUCCUCGUGGGCGCGGAUGGUGCUUAUUCAGGGGUGCGUCAAGGGCUGUACAGGCAAUUGUUCGAAAUGGAACUUUUACCUGAGGCGGACAAGGAUUGGGAACAGUUGCCAUUUUCGAGCAUCUGUCUUGUUGGACAGACGAGGGUGAUGGAUAUAAAUGAUGCACGAUUUGAGAAGGUCUUGAAGGAAACGUUUUCGAGGUUCGAUAUCGUUGUUGGUGACAAUAGGCCCUACAGUUGGGUAACGUUCACUACGCGCCAGAACACACUCUGCUGGAUGGUGAUCCAACACCUCGAUAAGGAGUCCUCGCGUGCGCACGACAGCUUCCGCAACUCUGAAUGGGGGCCCGAGUCCGCACAGGUGAUGUGCGAAGAGGUGAAGGACUUCCCGCUGCCUAGCUAUCCGGGUCUCACUAUUGGCGAUCUUAUUAAAGAGACAGAUAAGGAACUGAUCAGCAAGGUUAUGCUGGAGGAGAAGCUGUUCGAGACCUGGUAUGGCAUGAGGACGGUUCUGCUCGGUGACGCAUGCCACAAGGUGCACCCCGCAGCAGGAUUGGGUGCCGUGAGCGCGAUCCACGACGCUGUAAUCCUCGCCAACGCACUUCACGACCUUCCCAGCGGAGAACCAUGCGACAUCACCAAAGCAUUCCAAGCCUAUCGUGACGAGCGCUACCCUAUUGCCAAGGUCUCGUUCGAUACCAGUCGCAAAAUGGGUCGGAUCCUCGGCAAGAAUCUCAUUAAUGUGGUAAUCCGGUUCUUUAUAAACCGCAUGCCGGUUUUCAUUUGGAACAUGGUCUUGAUCCGAAUGUAUGGCUACCGUCCCCAGGUCAACUUUCUGCCGCUCGUCCCUGAUCGUGGGUCCAUUAAACCAGCACCGCAGCGUAGUCUGAAAGCAGUCAGCAACACCGUUGCCGUGUAGACAGGGCAAAUAUACCUCCUCCUCAAAUCAUAAUGAUCGGUCGUAUGUUAAAAAAAGCGAAUCUA
This is a messenger RNA of Gamsiella multidivaricata, 1475 nucleotides long. RefSeq lists its product as uncharacterized. The coding region runs from base 34 to 1410 and encodes 458 amino acids. The transcript is spliced from 7 exons. NCBI's taxonomy places the organism in Eukaryota, Fungi, Mortierellomycota, Mortierellomycetes, Mortierellales, Mortierellaceae. Gene Ontology annotation, molecular function: FAD binding. The record is from RefSeq and is a predicted model, not a curated record.